This is a messenger RNA of Trematosphaeria pertusa, 945 nucleotides long. RefSeq lists its product as uncharacterized. The record is from RefSeq and is a predicted model, not a curated record. Bases 1 to 945 code for a protein of 314 amino acids. The transcript has a single exon. NCBI's taxonomy places the organism in Eukaryota, Fungi, Ascomycota, Dothideomycetes, Pleosporales, Trematosphaeriaceae.
AUGUCAUGGAUGGACUCCUGGUCACGCCCCUCCAAGUCACAAGUCACACCACCGCCUCUCUACCUCACGGCGGGCGACACAGUCCCCUACUGCCGCAGCUGCGGACGCGUCAUAGGUCAGCGGAAAUCACACGCUUCGCAAGAAGUAAAGUACUGCUCUGCUCGCUGCCGGAACACAAAACCUGGACCCAUUGAUCGGAAGAUCGAAUCAGUAUUUGCAGCGCUGCUAGAUGGGGCUAGCCCGGAGUCGCUAAGAGAUGAUGAUGAUGGGGAAGUUCGGAGCAGCAAAGGGGGGAGAAAUUUUGAUGGGAAGCAGGGAAAGCAGAAGAAGAGGAAAGCGGUGAAAGGUGACCCGAGGAUUAUCGUGGAGUGCGGUACGGUUGAGGAGCUUGUAUUUCCCCGGGGAAAAGAUCCCGAAAAGAUAUACGGACGCCGCAAGAACAGAGCAGCACGUGGCAUCGUCGAGAAGCCCGAGGACUGGCGAAGCGUCGAUAUGGUGGAUGGCCCUGCACCGGCGCCAGGCCCUACGCCUCGACCCUCUACGGACGGAACAAGCACCACUAGCGACAAGAGCGCUCGAUCAGAUGAUGAAGAUGGAGGAGUGGCGCUAGAGAUGAAGGAAGAGGAAGUCGACUACGGUUACGGCGGCGGCAAGAUUCGUCCACCACAAACCCAAUCCGAUAUCAACGGUAGUAUAGGCGGUGAGAAAGGCUGGGCCGAGCGCAUCGAAGAGACGGACGAGAUGAAGGCGAAGAGACAGGAAGGGCAGCGGCGAGCUGAAGAGAAGGAGAGGGUGAGACGUGCUGCGAGAAGAUGGUGUGCGUUUGGGCUUCAAAUAGAUGGGGAGGGUGCAGAGAGGAAGUGCGAGGCUGUUAUGAAGGGUGUGGUUGUGGAAGCUAGUUUCGCGAAGGGGGAGUGGGGAAUACGGUGGAGGGAUAAGAGCUAA